AAAAACAUCUCUGACUCUGAAGGAAAGCCUCACACGCUUCGCAAUAACAGAAUCAAACCGCACACUCAAAACAGUAUCUUCCCUUCUAAUUCAUUAGAGCCACUUUUCACUUGGGCUUCUACGGCGGCCAGCGGCUUUUCUAUCUACACACUGCUCCUCUCCCUCUCUAAAAUAUCUCCGUUUCUAGUGAACAUAGGGCUUUGCUUUUCCUAAAAAGCCAUGUCUAUUACUCCUCUCCAGCCAAAUUUCCAACCAUGCGCCGCCGCCUCCCUCUCUUCGUCAACCUCUCUCUUCCCGUCCUCUUCGUCUUUUCGUGUAAUUACUUUAAGACCUUCAAUUUCGUCUCUUAGACCUGUUGUUUGUUGCCUAUCGCAGUCUCAGGUCUCAGUUGUUAAUGGCAGAAUCGAUGACAGAGUUUCUGACAGGAAUGAGAUUCGUCUCGGUUUGCCUAGUAAAGGCCGCAUGGCCUCCGACACUCUUGAUUUGCUCAAGGACUGUCAACUGUCCGUCAAGCAGGUCAAUCCACGACAAUAUGUUGCAGAAAUUCCUCAGCUCUCCAAUUUGGAAGUCUGGUUCCAGCGACCCAAAGACAUUGUACGAAAGUUGUUAUCAGGAGAUUUGGACCUUGGAAUUGUGGGGUUUGAUACAGUCAGUGAAUAUGGAAAAGGGAAUGAAGAUCUUAUCCUUGUUCAUGAUGCUCUCGAGUAUGGGGAUUGCCGUUUAUCCCUUGCAAUUCCUCAAUAUGGAAUUUUUCAAAAUAUAAAUUCAAUGAAGGAGCUAGCCCAAAUGCCUCAAUGGACUGCUGAGAAACCCCUGCGAGUUGCUACUGGCUUCACUUAUCUGGGUCCUAAGUUUAUGAAGGAAAAUGGGCUGGAGCAUGUGACAUUUUCAACUGCUGAUGGAGCAUUGGAAGCUGCUCCUGCGAUGGGAAUAGCUGAUGCUAUUUUGGACCUUGUGAGUAGUGGAACAACGUUAAGAGAAAACAACCUGAAAGAAAUUGAAGGUGGAGUUCUAUUGGAGAGCCAGGCUGUUCUUGUUGCUAGCAGGAAAUCAUUAAUGCAACGGCAGGGUGUGCUGGACACAACACAUGAGAUUCUUGAAAGGUUGGAGGCGCAUUUGAGGGCAAUUGGUCAGUUCACGGUGACUGCAAACAUGAGAGGAAGUAGUGCAGACGAAGUGGCAGAACGUGUUCUGAGCCAGCCAUCACUUUCUGGGUUGCAGGGGCCUACUGUAAGUCCAGUUUACUGCAAACGUGAUGGAAAAGUUUCACCAGAUUAUUAUGCCAUAGUCAUUUGUAUCCCAAAAAAGGCAUUAUACAAGUCUGUGCAGCAACUGAGAGCGAUUGGAGGAAGUGGAGUUUUAAUUUCUCCUAUAACCUACAUUUUCGACGAAGAGACUCCAAGGUGGCGGCAGCUUCUUUCAAAACUUGGGUUGUAGCUCCUGUGGUCAUUUGUCGUUACCACGUCUGUCUUUUUGUUUUUUGGAUGAACCGUUAGCACUUCUGUUUACAGUUGUAUUGCUUCUUUGUAUUGCUUCUUGAAAUACCUGGUCUGUCCAUUAGGUACAUCUUCUGUUAGUGGGCAUAUUUUAUGAGCGGUUAGCAGGACUUGAGUUGCUUAAAGAAUUUUUGUAUCUCAUGAUUUGAAUUUUUGCAUUAGAAUUUGUAAAUUAAUAAAAUAAAAUAUUUAGUUAAA
Molecule: messenger RNA, 1694 nt
Organism: Hevea brasiliensis (rubber tree)
Lineage: Eukaryota; Viridiplantae; Streptophyta; Magnoliopsida; Malpighiales; Euphorbiaceae
Product: ATP phosphoribosyltransferase 2, chloroplastic
Exons: 11
Coding region: 220-1437 (405 amino acids)
Biological process (GO): L-histidine biosynthetic process
Cellular component (GO): cytoplasm
Molecular function (GO): magnesium ion binding; ATP phosphoribosyltransferase activity
Source: RefSeq, a predicted model, not a curated record